Messenger RNA from Yamadazyma jaroonii, 972 nucleotides. The record is from the annotation of a GenBank genome assembly. Lineage: Eukaryota; Fungi; Ascomycota; Pichiomycetes; Serinales; Debaryomycetaceae.
AUGACAAUCCAGGAAUUACCUCCCAGACAGAAGUCUGUUAGAUUACAGAACCGUAAUAAACAACGAGAUAAUUUAUUAAGAUUCCAACAAUUCAAGAGUAAAUCGAAAAUAAUCAAUAACAUCAAUGAAUUGUUACCAGGAUUAAAUGAUAUAUCUGAUGCCUUCGAAGCAUUACCAGUUGAUAUUAUCAAAUAUUUCACAUUAUUCAGAGAAAUCGAUGCCAAAUGUAUCAACUCUAUACCAACUAUCAACGGUGACAUCAAGGAUUACAUUGAAAAUUUACAUAAAGACAAACAAGAUGAAGAUAAGCAAGUUGAAAAAUUAGAAAAGAUCAAGGAUUUAGUGAGUGAGAUAAUUCCUUGUUUAGAAGAGAAAAUGCAUGUAACUAGUGUAGCUGAAGAUUCGAUUAAAAAGCAUCUUUUCAGAAUCAAUAACGAUUACAAAUUAAUCAUCAAUAAUAACGAAAUACCCGAAAGUAUAAGAAUCGGACCAUUAAACCAUCCAGCUAUGAUAAUCGAUGCCAAUGCUGAAUUCAAUCCCAACAGAUCUGCUCAAAGUUCAAGACUGGAAACAAGAAGAGAAGCUUUGGCAGCUAAGAAACAAGUUAAUGGUAAAGAUGAAGAUUCAGGAAAUAAUUCAGCACCUCCAAAGAAAGAACAAACUCCAGUUGAAAAGAAGAAAAGAGCAAGAAAAGAAAUCAAAGAAGUGCCACAACAUCAACCACAACCUAUUACAGAAGAUUCAAGACCUUCCACUCCCGUUCCUAAGAAGAAAUUGAAAAAGCCAGAGGAUUCAUCGGAACCAACGUAUUGUUAUUGUAAUCAAGUAUCAUUUGGUGAAAUGGUAGGAUGUGAUGGUGAUGAUUGUAAAAGAGAAUGGUUUCAUUUACCAUGUAUUGGAUUCAAAAAUCCUCCAAAGGGUAAAUGGUAUUGUGAUGAUUGCUUAGCUAAAAGAAAAAUUAAAAGGGUUUAA